AUGGUGCAAACAAGGGCUCAGGUAAGAGCACAAGCUUCUGCGCUCGGACAGGCCAGCACCAGCAAUGCCACCCAGAACGUUGCGGCGCAGAAUCAAGCAAACAGCAAGCCCCAGCCGAAAGGUCAAGCGAAAAGGAAAACACCAGCCAAGCGUGCGUCCAAAGUAGUCAAGCCUGCUUCACAGACACAAGCGAAACACAAACCUACAGGAAAGCGCCGAGCGAGACCCAAUAGAACAGGUUGGGAUCGACCAAAGGUCAAGAAGUCCUCGAAGAAGAAGGACAGUGGAAAGAAAACCACGACCCCAGCUGCUGCGAACGACGUGGGUGGAGCGCAAGGGUCAGCAGCCAAUCCUCCUCCUGGAACGGCAGCACCUCCCCCUCAGGCUGCUUUACCUACUGGAAAUGGCCCGAUUCCUAGUCCGACUACAUCGGAAGGACCCGAGUUCGAAACGCCCCUGAGGGCGUCAGAGGAGACCAUUGCUGCGGCCAGGUUAGAGGAGUCCUCGAAUGUGGGAAAAGGGUUUAGGAAUCCAGGUCGCCUCUGCUACCGGAACGCCAUCAUAGUCAUGUUACUGCAUAACAACCGUUUGAUGUCCUGGAUCGAAAACCGGCACAUUCCCAACCUGGUGGGAGCUGGGCUGAGGGUCAAACCUUACAGCACACCUCUCAUCGAUGCAUUGCUCGGCUUCGAAGCCGAUGCUGAAGCUGCGAUAUCGUUGCCGAUCGACUAUACCGACGUGUGGUGUGAAUUGUUUGAUUUGAGCCGAGCAUACUGGGAUGAGAGCCAUAGUCAGCCAAAGACGCUCUACGAGGCCAUGGAUAUCUUUUGGAACUACGCUACGAAUCCGCGCCGUGACGUAGAAAGGAGCUCGUUCUUACCUGUGGAGGAGAGACCCACGACGAAAAUGAAGGCGGCCACAGAAGAUCAGGACGCUCACGAGUUCCUGACCUGGUUGAUCGAACUCAGUGUCGACCAGCUCAAUUACUUUACAGAGGAAAAGGUGCUCGAAAACAAACUGGACCAAGCCACCUUGGACAAGGUGAUUGACUUGGCUCGCGUAAAUAUAAAUGAGUUGGUGCAAGUCACCCAAACAGUGCGCAACCGGUGCACGCAGUGCGGCUCGACUCGCAAUGUCAAGAUCCGUGCCUUACAACUAGACGAGGAGAAAAUAUUGUCCCUUCCCCUGGCAGCCACAACCGAUCGCAGUGUGCCGGUGACGCUGGAAGACUGCUUUGCAAAGAACUCCAACCCCAAAGAUGGAGGCGACUGGCGCUGCGAGAACUGCAACAUUGGCGCUGCCUCAAGCAAUCAAAACCGCGCCAACGGCGGUACAUGGAAGAACAUCUGCGUGCCGCCCGAGGUCCUGUUUGUCCAUCUCGUGCGCUUCAAAAUCCAAAGGGGCCGAAAAGGCACCUUCAGGUGGACAAAGGACUCCACAGAGGUCACGAUCCCAGAGGAGCUGGACCUGACGCCUUUUCUCGAGAAACGAGGGGAGCCUGCUAAUAUCUCGGCCAAGUACCGGCUUCAGGCCGUCGUGAACCACCAAGGCUCCAGAAAUGAAGGCCAUUAUAUUGGCGCUGCUCGCCGCGGAGAUGGCUGGUACGUGUUCAACGAUGGGUCAACAGUCAAGAAGACCUCUUUGUCAGACAUUCUCAGCCACAAGGACGGUUUCACGCCCUAUGUGCUUCUUUACGAAAAGGCCGUCGACGACAACGAGAUCGAGGACGAGGAUCCCGGCGCUGGGGACGAUGCAAACCCUGCAAGCGGUGCUGAUGGUGCUGGGGAUGACGCCGGUGCUAGAAAGACUGGGAACAGGAAGGGCGACAACAACAAGAGGAAGAGGAAGGAGAAGAACAAUGCUGAUUCAAGCACGCAAAGAACAGGUAGAAGCCAAGCUCCCGCCAACGGUGCACAAGCUGGCCUCCAGCAGACUUCAUCUGCCCAAAUCAAGGUCGCCAUGGAGAAAGACCCCCGUCCCUGCCAGUUGUUCAUCCACAUCAGGGCGUGCAUCGGCCAGUACGAGAUCUACUUCCCGACAUUCGCUCUGGAAAACUACGUGCCAAACUCCAGCGUUGAGCGUGGCGGCUACUUCGCCGUACAGACGAUGGACGCAGCAGGCAACACAAUGGAGAUGGAAGGAUCUGCUUCAGUCCAAAGCGCCGCACAAGGGGAAAAAGACUACUCUAUUAUCUUGUUGGAGCCCACUCGCUGGCCCGGAUGGGCGCUGUGGGCAGAGAGGGGCGCACGACUUGGCCACGACGGCGUCCGCGAGGAAUUCAUGCGGUCUAUGAGCGAAGGGACUGAACUGGAUCCUGAUGUUCUUCCCAAUGUUCCGACGUACAGUCCCAGCGAACGCCAUCCACCGACCACCCAUGCUGCCGCUGGAUUUGGCAUGCCCGGGCAUCCUCCUCCUCCCAGAGCCACCUUCUCUCCUGGGGCCUCGCGACAACGGUCACAGUCAGUGAUCUCGAACAACAACGGAAUUCCGGCGCCGGCGUCCUCACCCACCACGCGAGAUCUCCUGCACGCGUACAAGACGGAAAUCGUUCGCCUCAGAAACCAACUCACCGAGACCGACGACCGACACCAGCGCACAAUCGCCGCGCUCACGACCAAAGUCGCAAAGCAGGAAGAGUUGUUGGAGAUGUACGCCAACGGCGCCGUCGAGGUAGGGUUCUACUGGCAAAGCCAAGAGGACGAAUGGAAGGGUCGAGAGGCGAAGUUGAAUGCCAAAAUCCUGAAGCUGCAAGGGUGGAACGAUGGGUUGACGGAGGCAUUAGGUUACUGUCGGCGUGAACAUCGAUGGACCCAUAAUUUGAAUAAUCCGUGCGCAGCGGAGAUUGGUCUGGGCAUCCAGGGUGUCGAUUAUCCCAAUACCAACGCCACGGAGCAAGGCACGGGUCCGGGAGAGGCAGCAGAGGUAGGAGCAGGAGCAGGAGCAGGAGCGGGAGCGGGACAGAAGAGAACGUUCGACCAGGUAGCCGGCACCGGCGAAGACGGGGCGCAAGCCAGAGCCACUAAGCGAGUCAAGUUCGCCACUACCAACACCAGCAAUGCGCAGGCGGAGGCGCCGUCGACGGAGCAGAAUCAGCCUUUGCCGGCUGAUAUCAUCGACUACGACGACCGUCGUUUGACCGACCUACACUACGAUUCCGCGGGAAACCCUCUCUACAGUGACGAGUCAGAGGACGACGAUGAUGACAGUGAAGAUGGUGGAGAGGAUGGGGAUGAUGUUGUGCCACCCCGUGGCCAGCGAGAGCAAGCGCCCGAGCCGGAGGAUAUCGCUGCCAACGAGGACGAGGACGACACCGACGACGAGGAAAUCCACUCAAUCCACCACGAAGAAAGCCCCCUGCCAGACUACGAGGACAUGGUCCCCGAGGACGAACGGUACGACGCCUCGGCCGAAACCUCGCCCUACCGCAUGUUAUACAGCGACUACGCCGCCGCGCGGUAUGGGUCGCGCCGCCAACGAUUCCCAUCGACGCCGACACCUGCAAACCGUAAUAAUGUGAUCCACCACCAGCAGCAGCAGCAGCAGCCGAGAACGUCGCCGCGGACGGCACCCCCGCCUACUGGCAGGUCGUCGAGACCCAGCCCGAUCCAAACGCGCCACACUCAGGGCCUGGGCCGCGUGGAUGGUCGCGUGCGCAGCAGUCCGCAGUACUACCAGACAGGCACGGCAAACAGCGCCAGCAAGGCGGGAGAGUAUCCAUAUGGAUGUCAGGUCCAUUUCGAUGAGGAUGGGGUGCCGCAUUAUACACCGAUGUGGAUGCCACAGACCCAAAAUAGGGGGUUGGGGAUAUACUGA
Molecule: messenger RNA, 3813 nt
Organism: Fonsecaea multimorphosa CBS 102226
Lineage: Eukaryota; Fungi; Ascomycota; Eurotiomycetes; Chaetothyriales; Herpotrichiellaceae
Exons: 2
Coding region: 1-3813 (1270 amino acids)
Biological process (GO): protein deubiquitination
Cellular component (GO): cytosol; nucleus
Molecular function (GO): cysteine-type endopeptidase activity; cysteine-type deubiquitinase activity
Source: RefSeq, a predicted model, not a curated record